AUGGAUCUUUUUCCAGGAAGAAGUUGGCUGUUAUGGCUGGUUUCUCUCUAUUGCAUCUUGCAGGUGAGUAGUGCUCGAUUUGGUGUCUACAUUCCUGAACAUGGAGGGUAUCAAACUAGGAUUGAAUGUGAAAAUGUACAAGUGCGUAACAAUAACACAAACGCUUACGUUUCUUAUUAUGCUUUUGGAGAUGAAAAUCCAACGGCUACGACAUUUUUUAAUGCAAAGGAUUCGGAGUGUGCUUUGGGCUCCUUAGGAGAAACGGAAUCUCUUUCUGAACUAUUUUCGCAGUUUGAUGUAGACAGAUUUGAAACUUCGUUUUAUAUUUCUCCGGAGAAGCGACAUGAGUUGACUGGGGCAUUCAACUGCAACAAAAGUUCGGUGGUAAACAGUAUAGUUUCGCGCAAUACUAGUUACCAGAAUUUUAGGGUGAAGAUAAAUGACUCGGGUCUUUAUUGUACUGCUACGAGACCGUUGACAAGCUUGGGUUCUACUGCUGGUUCUUAUGUUUCCUACAGUGAUUAUGAUUUUACCGAGUAUCCCCCGUCUGAGCGGUCUUUCUGGGAUGACUUAGAUUUCACUCCAUUAAUUGCUACAGCUUUCUUAUUACUCCCAGCUUGUAUUUGGAUCUACGCACUCCUGUCCCAACCAGCAAAAGUACUGCCUAUUCAGUAUGGGUUAUUAGUACAUAUUGUUGCUAUAGCGAUUGGUAUCACUGUAGAUAUUUGUGACUCUAUGCUCUACAAUGAAUUCGAUUACCCAAUUGAAGUUUUUAUUCGUCGUCUACUCCUCUUACUUGCCUCUUUUGGUAUCGGGGUUUGGCGACCUGUUCAAUCCAAGCUCUUUUUCAUGAUUGCCGGUGUGUUCUCUUUCAUGCUUUCCUUCAGUAUUCUUUCUGCAGCGAUUGGUAUUGAACCUGUUGAAAUUCUUAAUGAAUGGCUAAAUAGCUCCGUUUCUAACGUUGUUUGGUUGUCCUCAAUUUUUGUACUUUAUAAGGAACAGGAUCAAUUAAAUACCAAAUCUGCAUGCUCUGCGAAGGUUUGUAAACGUUCCCUGAUUUACUGCAUUGCUGUUUUUAUUUUUUGUUCCUUGUCGUAUCCGGUAGACCGCUAUGGUGGCAGCAUUUUCCGUGAUUACGGUUUCGUGUAUUGGCUCCUUCGCUAUAUCGUUGAAAUCAUCAUUCCUUGCUAUAUUUGGUAUCCCUCCCAAAAUGAGCAACUUGCUUACACAGCAAGUGUGGAAAUCUAA
Schizosaccharomyces osmophilus is the source of this 1248-nucleotide messenger RNA. RefSeq lists its product as uncharacterized. Bases 1 to 1248 code for a protein of 415 amino acids. NCBI's taxonomy places the organism in Eukaryota, Fungi, Ascomycota, Schizosaccharomycetes, Schizosaccharomycetales, Schizosaccharomycetaceae. The transcript has a single exon. The record is from RefSeq and is a predicted model, not a curated record.